GAGCCCGGCCCGCCGCCCGCCGCCUCGCCCCCAUGAUGGGCUCGGUGCUGCCCGCCGAAGCCCUGGUGCUCAAGCCCGGGCUGAAGCCGCAGGGGCUCUCCCUGGCCGAGGUGAUCACGUCCGACAUCCUGCACAGCUUCCUCUACGGCCGCUGGAGGAACGUCCUGGGCGAGCAGCUCUUCGAGGAGAAGAGCAGCCCCAAGACCGCCUUCACGGCCGAGGUCCUGGCGCAGUCCUUCUCCGGAGAGGUGCAGAAAUUGUCCAGCCUGGUGCUGCCGUCGGAAGUGAUCAUCGCGCAGAGCUCCAUCCCCGGGGAAGGGCUGGGCAUCUUCUCCAAGACCUGGAUCAAGGCUGGGACCGAGAUGGGACCUUUCACAGGCCGGGUUAUCUCGCCGGAGCAUGUGGACCUGUGCAAGAACAACAACCUCAUGUGGGAGGUUUUCAACGAAGACGGCACCGUGCGGUACUUCAUCGAUGCCAGCCAGGAGGACCACCGGAGCUGGAUGACCUACAUCAAAUGUGCCCGCAACGAGCAGGAGCAGAACCUGGAGGUGGUCCAGAUCGGGAACAGCAUCUUCUACAAGGCCAUCGAGAUGAUUCCUCCGGACCAAGAGCUGCUGGUGUGGUACGGGAACUCCCACAACACCUUCCUGGGCAUCCCAGGCGUGCCGGGGCUGGAAGAGGAGCAGAAGAAGAACAAGCACGAGGACUUCCACGCGGUGGAGGCGGGCGCCAGCACCACGGGGCGCAUGCGCUGCGUCAUCUGCCACCGCGGCUUCAACUCCCGCAGCAACCUGCGCUCCCACAUGCGCAUCCACACCCUGGACAAGCCCUUCGUGUGCCGCUUCUGCAACCGCCGCUUCAGCCAGUCCUCCACCCUCCGCAACCACGUCCGCUUGCACACCGGCGAGCGCCCCUACAAGUGCCAGGUUUGCCAAAGUGCCUACUCGCAGCUCGCCGGGCUCCGGGCCCACCAGAAAAGCGCCCGCCACCGGCCCCCCAACGCCUCCCUGCAGGCUCACUCGCCGGCCCUGCCCGUGCCCCAUCCCGCCGCCCUGGCCCACCACAUCCCCACCAUGGUGCUGUGAGCCGCCGGCGCGGCGGGGGGGUCGCGGACAGCCGGCGGCGGGGGGCCGAGCCCGGCGCUGAGACGUGCCGUGCAGCGGGGGGUGCCGACCCGCGGCGGAGCGGGGGGGCAGAGGCAGGGCUGCGGCGGGUGUCGAGCGGGCACGUCGGUUUGGUUUUGGAGCGUCCCUGUCCGUGCGGGGUUUGGGGGGCGGGUUGGUGAGCGAGGGGUCCCCCCGCCCCGGCUCUGCCAGCCUCCCGGGGCAGCCGCGCCGGGCUGGAGCCUCCCCAGGAGAAGCGGGGCACCAUGUCCCUCGUCCCUGGGACUGGCAGAGGGGGCGAAGGGAUGGUGCCUCCGAGGCAGAAAAUAAGAUGUCUCGGGUGGAUUUGCCAGUGCACUGCGGGAGGGCCGGGGCAGCCCAAAAGCUGAGCCGGGCUGAGUCACACCCGGGUUUUACAGGUAAUUUGACGGAAAGAAAAAUUGCUCUUGUCCUUCUCCUCCUCUGCUCUGGCGAGAGCCCAGCAGAGACGCGUCGCCCUGCUCGGCGGCUGGCGCAGCCCCGCAGAGGCCGUCGCCUUCGUGCCCGUCUGCCCCGGGGGGGUGGCGUUGCCCCGGGGGGCUCUUCCCAAGGGAGAGACGGCCGAGCCCCAGCGCCGCCCCCUCGGGAGCCCUGCUUUGGCAGUCGGUCACCCCGUCCCCGCGGGCCACGCGUCCCCGAUGCCUCUGGACAGUGGCAUGGGCAGAGGCCACGGGGACGCCCCGUCCGCGGGCAGGUCCUGGGGGGUCUCUGCGCUCUGCCAGGCUGUGCCUGCUCCAGCCCGGGGGCCGUCGCUCCCCUCGCUCCCUGCAGCCUGUCGGGAACAUUUAAAUUUACUUCUACUGCCCUCUGGGGACAGAGAAAGCCCGUCCCUGGGCCGGCUCUGUCCCCAGGGACAACUCUAAGCGCCCUCUGGAGUCCUGCCACAAGCGAGAGGAGGGCUUUGUAUCAUAAAGCUUAAAAGAAGGUAUUCUAAUAUUAAUUAUAAGUCUAAGAUGUAUAAAGUUUUCACAAACUGUGUUUUACUUCCAGGAAAAAAAAAAAAAAAGAAAAAGAAAACCAACUGUCACUUUAACGUUGUAAAUAUUUAUGUAAAACAUUAUUUACAAAACUUUGAUAUUAUAUAUUAUUUGAUUGUAUAUGUACACAGUGUAAAUACAUUUGUACCUCUCUCUUGUAUUCUAAAUAAAAAUUACU
Dromaius novaehollandiae (emu) is the source of this 2300-nucleotide messenger RNA. It is a transcript of the gene PRDM12, whose product is annotated as PR/SET domain 12. Gene Ontology annotation, molecular function: histone methyltransferase binding. Gene Ontology annotation, cellular component: nucleus. The transcript has 5 exons. Gene Ontology annotation, biological process: regulation of gene expression; neurogenesis. The record is from RefSeq and is a predicted model, not a curated record. NCBI's taxonomy places the organism in Eukaryota, Metazoa, Chordata, Aves, Casuariiformes, Dromaiidae. The coding region runs from base 33 to 1088 and encodes 351 amino acids.